CGAGCGGGCGCGGCGGCGCUCGCGGUCCCGGUAACGGCGGAUCGGGGACGGGUCCGCGCACGGUGAGCGGCGGGGACGGGCGGGCCCGCACCGGCACCGGCACCGGCACCGGCACCGGGCCUGGGCACGGGGGCUGCCCUCGGUGUGGGAUCCAUGGCAGGAGCCUUCCGCAUCGGGGACCAGCUCAUUCUGGAAGAGGAAAACAAUGAAUCCUACGUUCCUAAGGAGCAAGAAAUCCGGCAUUUUGCACCGACCAUCGGGAUCGACCCCGACACGGAGUCGGAGCUGCUGUGGCUGGCCAGGGAGUGCCUGGUGACCCCCCUGCCCCCGGAGUGGAAGGCCUGCCAGGAUAUUGGGGGCGGUGACAUCUAUUACUUCAACUUUGAAAAUGGCCAGUCCAUGUGGGAGCACCCCUGUGAUGAGCACUACAGGCAGCUGGUCAUCCAGGAGAGGGAGAAACUGCUGGCACGGGGAGGCUUGAAGAAGGAAAAGAAGGAGAAAAAAAAGAAGGAAAAGAAGGACAAGAAAGAGAAGAAGGAGAAGAAAGAGAAGAAGAAGGACAAGAAGGAGAAGCAGUUCCUGAAGCAGCUCCCUCCCCCAGGCUCCCAGCUGGCGCCCAUCCAGCCUCCCCUGGGUGCUCUCUCUCCUCUCCGUGGCCUCCCCCCGCCCUCCUCCAUCGCCCUCCGAGGGUCCCUGAACCUGGACCUGGGGAACGUGGUGGACUCCAGCCUCCUCCCCAAGGAAGGAAAUCGGCCUGCAGAAAUCUUGAAGCCCACCAGCCACACCAAGAACCUGCUGGAUUUGAUCUGUGAAGAGAAAAGUUCUGUGAAUGUGGCAGCACCAGAGAAAUGGAGAAAUGAAGAGGAAGAAAGCGAAAAUGAGAGUUUUCCUGGGAUCACAAGACUGUCAAAAAAUGUGUACCUGGAUGUGGAAGCCCUGGCAGGCAGCUUUGACUUUGAGCUUUCAAAGGCAUCCGGGGUCAGCAGCUGUGAGCAGGAUUUGCCUGUCUCCAAGAGCUCCAACCAUGAGCUGGUUCAGCCUGUGGGCUUGGACAUCAAGGGGCAGCUCUCUGAGGAGGUUCUGGAUGUGGGGACUGAAUCUCCUGAUUUGGACAGCCCCAAGUGCAAGGCCCAGGAGCUGGAAGAGGAGGGAAAAGACCAAGGCAAAUCCAGUGUAGAGGAAGAGCAGAGGAAAAGAGCAGAAGCUGCUGAGAGGCAACCUGAGGAGGAAAUCGAGCAGUCCUUGAACCAUCCUAAUGAUGAAUCCCUGGAGGAAAUAGUCAAGGAGGUGGAGACAGAGCCGGAGCAAGAGGAAAUACAUUUAUUUCAAGCAAAGGAGGAGAAAAUUCAGCAAUUCCAGGAGGAGAUGAGGCAGAGGGAGGAGGAGGAGGAAGCUGAAAAGCUUCAUCAGCAAAAAGAAAAACCCCUCAGCACUCCAGAAGAAGAUUUGGCGAAAUCCGAGCAGGAAGAGACAGAGUUGCUUGUCAGAGAGGAAAAAGCCAAGAGACUGGAGAAGCUGCGAGCCCAAAUCGCCUCGGAGGUGGAGGCAGAGGAGGAGAGGAUGAGGGCAGAGCAGGAGGCCACGCUGCAGAGGCUCAGGGAGGAGUGGGAAUCCCAGCAGCAGGUGGAGAGGGAGAGCCUGCAGAGGAAGCAGCAGCUGGCCUUGGAGGAGAUGAAGGUGGCAGUGGAGGAAGCCCGGCAGAAGGAGAUGAGCGAGCUGGAGCGAGAGAAGGAGCAGUUCCUGAGCGAGCUCAGGGAGAGGCUGCACAGGGAGAAGAGGAAGGCAGCAGAGGCGCUGGAAGAACAGUUUGCCAGGGAACUCCAGCAGCUGAAGUCUGCAGCAGAAGAGAAGCACCAUGAGGUCAUUUCCAGCCUGCAGGCCCAGCUGGCAGAGGCACAGAGCAGCCAGGAGGCCCAGCUGCGUGAGGAGCUGCAGAGAGCAGAUCAGACAGUGCAGCAAAAAGCCCUUAAAGUGAGGGAAUACGAGCGGGAGCUGAGCGAGCUGAUGAGCGACAAACGCCGGGAAGUGGAGAAGGAGCACGAGAGGAGGAUGGAGAGGAUGAGGGAGGAGCACCGGGAGGCGCUGGCGCGGAUCCAGGAGGAGUACCAGGAGGAGGAGCGGAGGCAGAGGGCAGAGCUGCUGGAGGGGCUGCGGAGCGAGGCCGCGCGCCUGCGGCAGCGCCACGACGCUGACGUGAAGGGGCUGCAGGCAGAGCUGGAGGGGAGGCUGAGUGCCCUGCAGCAGAGGCACAGGGACAAGGAAAGAAAGCUCCAGGAUUCAGAGAACGAGCUUGAAAUCCGCAUGAAGAACAUCCAGGCCAGGUCAGAGCAGCUGCUCAGCCAGGAGGAGUCCCUGCAGAGGAGGAGGCAGCUGCUGCUGGAUGAGGAGGGACGGAUGCAGCUCGAAAGAGACGAAGCUGCUCUUGCCUCCCAGCUGAGCCUGGAGGAGAGGAGGAAGGAGCACUGCAGCCUCCUGGAGUCCCUCCGGCAGCUUCGGAGGAGCCUGGGGGAGCUGCAGGACCAGAAGGCCGAGCUGGAGGCGCAGGUGGAGCUGCUGCAGAGCCGCAGCCAGAGGCUGCACAAGCGCAUCGGAGAGCUGGAGGAAGCAAUCAGGAGCAAGCAGGAGGCUCUGAAAGAACUAGAGGCAGGAGAAAGUGUGGAAUCUCCAAGAAAGAAAGCUGAGCUCCGUGUUGAAGACCUGAGAGGAACUCCUCAAGCUCACUCCCAGUCCAGAGAGCCUUCCCCGGCCUCUCAGAGCCCCGAGGAGGACGAGCUGCACUUUGAUCGGGUCCGGAGCUACCUCUCAGCCGAGGGGCAGUCCCUGCGGAGCGCCAAGGAAUUCCUGCGGCGCCAGGGCCGCUCCCUGCGCCAGCGGCGCUCGGCGCUCAGGGCUGCCAGCCUGCAGUGGCACCAGGACCUGCACAGGGCCCAGGGCGCCGUGCAGGACCCCAACAGCUCCCAGCUCCUGCAGGGAAUGCACAGGAACCUGGAGGAGGCAGCAAAGGAGCUGGACAAGAUGAAGUCGGCCAUGGAGAAAGGAGAGGUGCUGCUGAAGAAGAAGGAGGAGAAGCUCAGCCAGCUGGAGUCCUCGCUGCUGGAGGAGCUCUCAGAGGAAGAUACACUGAAGAGUUCUGUGUGCAAGAAGGUGGUGACUUUUGAUCUGAGCACCUCUGAGGACACAAACAGCAUGUGCAGUGUGAAUCUGGGCCAGUCUAGACUUGACUUGAGAACGGAUUUCUGGCCUGUCCUCCAGCAGGACAAGAUCCAGCACCUGAGGGACUCAGUGCAGAGCAUCACCAGUGAGCUCAACGGGGUGCUGGGGCUGCUGGACUCCAUGAGCCACCAGCAGCCUCCCCUCCUCACCUCCACACUCUACGAGAGCUUCCCUCUCCCCUCAUACCCCUCCUUGGGAGGCCGGGGGGGCAGCAACCCCCCCAGGGUGUCCCCCCUGGACCAGUGGGCCCGGAGCAACGGGCUCAGCUCAGGGCAGUCAGUGGACAACAUGCUGGCAGAGAAAUGGCACAGGUAUUUCCCAGGUGGCUUCUCAUCGCUCAGUGGGAGUCCUGGGCCUCUGGUCAGCAGGCUGGGAUAUGCCCCUGCAGAUGAACAAAUCCGGCUCUUCCAGCACUCCAAGUUCAGCGAGCCGGAGAAGAAGAAUAUUGAGGGGAUGAUUGAGAGCAACAAGAAAUGGCUGAAAGACUUCAAGAAGGAUUCCAAACUACCUCUCUCCCCACGGGCACAGAAGCCCCCAGGCAGCAGCCCCAGCCUCCUGCAGCUGGGCCUGGAUGAAAACAGAGAGAUCAAGGUGUACCACUACUGAAAGCUGCCGAGGCUCCGGCCCGCUCUGGCUGACGAGGACGCUGCACUUCAAGGGAGCCCAUCUGUGAGAAAGCAUCUUCAAAGCCCCUCUCCUGAGACAGCUGCUGGGGGAGGCUGUGGAGCUGCUGCCUCACACCCCCCGUGCUGUGUGAGCCCCUGGGUGGGGGAGGCAGAGCCCCCCUGCUCUGCUCCCUGGCUGCAGGGUGCUGGCACACCCAUCAGCCUGGCACGGGGAUGUUUACAUGCAAAUAGAAAUAUAUUUUUGAUGAACAUCAUUUUAAAACUCUGAAGAAUGUAUGUAUUUUAUUUUUGUUUGCUGUUUUUCUAGAGUUUUUGUAAUUAUUCGACCAGCCUUAUUCCUUCCUAGGAAAGGAGGGAUCAGAACACGGGUAUCCCAUCUGCUGUUGGAGGGCACAAACCCCCUCCUGUAGGGAUUUUGCUUUUAGUUUACUGAACACUCAGAGGACACAUGGCAAUCCUUCCAGUCAGGGACUUUAGAAGGGACCCCACAGUUGUGAUUGCUGUGGCCAAAGCCAUAUCACUGAGUCCAUUCUGUGUUUUGGGAGAAGCAUGCAUUAGCAGUGCAGGGAAAUGCCAGGUUUUUUAACAAUAACUUGGUUUGAAACAUGCUCCUUUUUCCUGUUAAAACCUGGGACAGCAGCUGUAUCUGGUUUUGUAUAAAUUAAAUCAACAUGAGCCUGUUUUGUA
Molecule: messenger RNA, 4526 nt
Organism: Prinia subflava (tawny-flanked prinia)
Lineage: Eukaryota; Metazoa; Chordata; Aves; Passeriformes; Cisticolidae
Gene: CEP164
Product: centrosomal protein 164
Exons: 30
Coding region: 154-3819 (1221 amino acids)
Biological process (GO): cilium assembly
Cellular component (GO): ciliary transition fiber; centrosome; centriole
Molecular function (GO): protein binding
Source: RefSeq, a predicted model, not a curated record